Molecule: messenger RNA, 2426 nt
Organism: Notechis scutatus (mainland tiger snake)
Lineage: Eukaryota; Metazoa; Chordata; Lepidosauria; Squamata; Elapidae
Source: RefSeq, a predicted model, not a curated record
AGCUGAUAAUUAUUUCCACUCUGCAAACCAUGCCGAGCAAACCUUCCGUAAGAUGGAGAACUACCUGCAGCAGAAGCAGCUGUGCGAUGUCCUUCUCCUUGCUGGAGACCACAAGAUCCCUGCUCACAGGCUGGUUCUGAGUGCCGUGUCUGAUUAUUUUGCGGCAAUGUUCACCAAUGAUGUCCGCGAAGCAAAACAAGAGGAAGUCAAAAUGGAAGGCGUAGACCCUGAUGCCCUGAAGGACCUUGUGCUCUAUGCCUACACAGGCAUGCUGGAGCUAAAAGAAGACACCAUUGAGAGCUUGUUGGCUGCGGCUUGUCUUCUCCAACUUUCACCAGUCAUUGAGGUCUGCUGCAAUUUUCUCAUGAAGCAACUUCAUCCUUCAAACUGCUUGGGAAUCCGGUCUUUUGGAGAUGCUCAAGGAUGCUCGAAACUCUUGCAAGUGGCCCAUGUCUACACUAUGGAACACUUCACCGAAGUCAUCAAGAACCAGGAGUUUCUGUUACUUCCUGCUGGUGAAAUUGCUAAGCUGCUUUCCAACGAUGACAUUAACGUCCCAGAUGAGGAAUCCAUCUUCAAGGCCUUAAUGAUAUGGGUUCAGCAUGAUUUAGACCAUCGGCAACAGGAGCUCGGAAUGCUUCUGUCUUACAUCAGGUUGCCCUUACUUUCCCCAGAGCUUUUAGCUGACCUGGAAAACAGCCCCAUGUUCACGACUAAUCUUCAGUGCCAGAAACUCUUAAUGGAAGCCAUGAAAUACCACCUAUUACCGGAAAGGAGAUCCAUGAUGCAAAGCCCACGGACAAAGCCCAGAAAAUCCACUGUUGGUUCACUUUAUGCUGUGGGAGGCAUGGAUGCCACUAAAGGCACCACCACCAUUGAGAAAUAUGACUUGAGAACCAACAGCUGGAUACAAAUUGGGACGAUGAGUGGAAGGCGGCUGCAGUUUGGAGUUGCUGUGAUCGACAACAAACUCUACGUGGUGGGAGGAAGGGAUGGCUUGAGGACAUCCAAUACCGUUGAAUGUUUCAACCCGAUAACUAAAGCCUGGACUGUGAUGCCCCCUAUGUCAACCCAUAGGCAUGGCUUAGGGGUGGCAAUGCUUGAAGGACCCAUGUAUGCUGUUGGGGGCCAUGAUGGAUGGAGUUACCUAAACACAGUUGAACGAUGGGACCCCCAGGCUCGGCAGUGGAAUUAUGUGGCAAGCAUGUCAACUCCAAGGAGUACUGUGGGAGUUGCAGCUUUGAAUAGCAAGUUGUAUGCAGUUGGAGGGCGUGAUGGAAGCUCCUGCUUGAAAUCCAUGGAGUGCUUUGAUCCCCACACGAACAAAUGGAGCAUCUGCAACCCAAUGUCCAAAAGACGCGGAGGAGUCGGUGUGGCAACCUACAAUGGGUUUCUCUAUGCCGUGGGAGGCCACGAUGCCCCUGCUUCAAAUCACUGUUCUCGGCUCUCUGAUUGCGUAGAAAGGUAUGAUCCCAAAACUGACAAUUGGACCACUGUCGCACCUUUGAGUGUUCCUCGCGAUGCUGUUGGGAUUUGUACGCUUGGAGAUAGAUUGUACGCUGUCGGGGGCUACGAUGGACACACCUAUUUGAACACAGUAGAAUCUUACGAUGCACAAAACAAUGAAUGGACAGAGGAAGUGCCAGUCAAUGUCGGAAGAGCUGGUGCCUGUGUCGUAGUGGUGAAACUUCCAUGAUGAGCGUCUUCAGCUGUGAGUAUAUAGCCAAGCAAAAGCUCCUUCGAGAAACCCUCACCGAAGGGAAGAACUUAUAUCCUUGAACAGAAAGACUUUUCAUGCUGCUUUUCAUUUCAGAAGAAGCAACAGGGCUGCGUUAAUGGGAAACCAAAGUAUGGGAAGAACGAUUUCUUACAUUCCAAAGAUGGGCCCUGCAGGGCUUCCAUCAUCUAUGGUGAUAGGCACCUCAGUUCAGAGGGCAGUGCUGGGGACAUCAUGUGCUUUUAUUUCAUUCUUUAAAAAAAAAAAAGAGAGAGAGAGAACAAGACGUACCUGAAGAUAAUCCCAUUUCUGUGUUGGGCACAGCCAGUGUGCUAUAUACGACACGAGCAGCAUACCUUCUACUUGGCAUGAAGAAACAGGCAGAUGGCCAGUUUGCAUCCUGAACUUUGAACCCCUCAUUGCUGGAAAAUUUGUUCUAGACAGGCUGGAUGUUGGCACCCUUUGAUUUUUCCACAAUGCCACCGAUCUUGAGACACGAUUGGGCAUUGUGGAGAAUGAAAAGAGAUGAUGAAAUGCAGAUGAUUCGGCAUCUGUUCAUCACAGCAAGGCAGGUUCACUGAUGGAUCGAGAACCAUUAGAAGAUUCUUUGACCUGGACUUAUUUUUUAGGUUUUGAUGGCAACCCUCCUCUCUGGAGUCCUGAGACCAGAUCAGAACUGAAGGCUCGUGAAAUUUCUUAUGACUGGAUG